UGAAGGCAUCCUGGGAUGUGUUUUAUACAGACUGUUCCCUCUGAGUGUGGAAGCAUCCCAGCUCCAGAGUCCAGCAGACUCAAAACCAAGCCCGACCAGCUGCAAGAGCCGGCAACAUUCGGCCUCAAAACACAGACAACAAUAAUGAUGAUGCAGUCGGGCCUGGGUGACGUGACAAAACAGAGGAUGUUACAGGCACAAGCCCUUGCUAAUGAAGCCAGAGGAGGCCUGAACCUGGGGAAAAAGAUCAGCGUUCCAAAAGACGUGAUGAUGGAGGAGCUCAACCUUCCCUCCAAUCGCGGCUCUCGCAUGUUUCAGGAGAGACAGAGGAGAGUAGAUAAGUUCACUCUGGAGAACGUCACCUCUGGACCUCAUUACACCAAUGUUCACCUCGAGGCCAGUCCUCCCCAGCAGACAGUGGUGCAGCCGCAGGGAGGAAAAGAAAACCAAGCUGUCUCCAUCCCCGGUAAGCACAGUCUGGUCAUGAACCUUCAGAAGACUGUAGCAAAGAAGGGCAGUCCCGGUGUCCUGGCUCCAGGAUAUUCUGGACCUUUGAAGGAAAUUCCCCAUGAGAAGUUUAACACAACCAUAAUCCCCAAAUCUUACUGCUCCCCAUGGAGGGAAGCUUUGGGAGGCAAUGAGGAGCUUUUGGGUCUCCUAAACACACAGCUGCCACAGCCCCCACAAAAACUACAGCCUGCCAACUACAGGUGUUUUAACAGGUCUCCGAUGCCAUUUGGGGGCUCUACGGCAAGCAGGAGAGUGAUCCCAGUCAUUUCCUUUGAGGCAGUGGCGUCCCAGAACCUUCCCAACGUCUCUAUGGACCACAUGUGUCGACGGCCCAACUUCAACAGAGCUCCCAGGGGAUGGGGAGGGAACUACAGCCCGGAAUCAAAUGAACUAUGAAGACGACGAGUCGAUAAGCCAAAGACUCAAGCCCCGCCCUCUCCUCCUACAAAGUUGAUACCUGUUUUUUCCUCUUGGGAGAACAAAUAGGAAUAACGGCAAUACCAAUCUUCCACACAUUAAGAGAACUGGACUGAGUAAGCCCUUCCCCCUCGUGUUCCAAAUAGGAAGUAUCCGCUAGUUUCAAAAAAACAAAAUCCCAUAUUUUUUGAGAAAUAAACAGCUAUUACUCAGUAAUUCAAUUUGUCAGAGUAACCAUUCUGGUUCUUUCUACCUUUUUUUUUACAUGUUCUUACUAGUCCUUAAUUUUUCACGAUAUAAUUUUCUUCAUUGCAAGUUUUUUUAAAUAAUAAACUGACCAAUCAGAUGCUUCAAUGCAAGUAUGUGCUUCCUAUUGGCCUCCACCUUCAAUG
This is a messenger RNA of Oryzias latipes (Japanese medaka), 1319 nucleotides long. RefSeq names its product myozenin-2. Gene Ontology annotation, cellular component: Z disc; actin cytoskeleton. Gene Ontology annotation, molecular function: telethonin binding; FATZ binding; actin binding. The record is from RefSeq and is a predicted model, not a curated record. NCBI's taxonomy places the organism in Eukaryota, Metazoa, Chordata, Actinopteri, Beloniformes, Adrianichthyidae.